AUGGAGCCCGCAAAGCGCAAAAAAAGCUUCAACGGGUGUUUCACGUGUCGACGGCGCAAGGUGGCGUGCGAUCUUGUCAAGCCCCACUGCGGCAAGUGCAAGAAGAGCGGGUUGGUUUGCGACGGGUACGACGUGAAACUCCGAUGGAGUCCCUCUGUCAAGUUUGACAAGUACGGCACGCAGUUGCCGAGCGGGCCUAGCAAGGAGACAGAGUACUACCAACGCAGGUCGAUCCCGUUUGUGACGUAUCCGGCUAGCCAGCAGUACGAGUUGUACUCGGAGCUGGACGAUGCACUGGCUGUGCUGGGACGACAGGAAGGAUUACAGGAGGAGACUAUGUCGCAGGCCGUCCAGAUCGGGCCGUUUGGGGUUUUUCGUGGGACCAGUCUGGGAAACGAGCCGGCUUCUAAACGCCAGAAACUCGAGAAAGACGAGCUGGGAGCAGGAUCUGAAAACAUUGGCAAUCUCGGAAACGAGUGGUUGAGUAACGAGUUAUUGGACGCUGCGUUGUUGACGGCGUCUGCGUUGAACGGAGACACGCAUUUUCUCGACAUGUUCAAGACAGACGCGAUCGACCCGAUCGGCGAGAUCGAGGACACUAUUCAGCCCGCAGAGACCGUGAGUAACCAGAUGUUGCACAUGUUGUUCCAAGGACGACACACGGCCAGUCCGAUGGAGAUCCCAAGCAGUCGUGAAAAUAGCCAUCUGAUUGCCGAUUCGUCCACGCAUCUAAUCAAUAUCCACGCAGGCAAGGGCGCCCAAAUGCCGAAAACCAUCAUGGAGAUCGUGGAGGCUCCGCCGCUGCCCAAAUCGAUCGAUAUUGACAAGUUUGGACUCCCCACCACGUCGCUCACAGUGCACCCGAUGUCGCGGUAUUUGCUCAACUAUUACAUUGAGAACGUUGCCGACAUGAUGACGGUGAUCCCGUUGCCCAAGAACCCGUGGAAAUUUAUCUACUUCCCGCGUGCAGUGAUGGCCGUUGGGGAGCUGGCCUGUGUGGGCCACACGUCGAACGCAAAAAACUGUCUUCUCAACGCCCUGCUUGGAAUCAGCGUGUUCAAUUUGCAGAGCAAGUUCCCGCGCGGGUCUGACGAGAUGAAACAGUACGUGGACCUGGGUAUCCAGCUACGGCAACAGGCCACCAAUUUCCUCAACAAGUGUUUGGAGGAGGACAUCUUACAGCAGAAGUACAAAGAUGUUUUGGUGGCCGUGUUGUCGAUGGUGACGAUCGACGUUGUGUGGGGAACCAUGUCUGGUUGCAAAGUUCAUUUGGACCAUUGCGAGAAGAUUAUCGAGAAGAAAAUGAAGGUGAAGAAGAAAUUGAGCAGCAAAGCGGUGAUCUUGCACCGGAUUUUCAGUUCCUUGAAAUUGAUCCAGGAUUCCACAUCGUUGGAGAAUAUCUCUAAGAAAGAGAUUUUCCUCAACAGAACAAACUACUCGUCGUUUAUCAUCGGAAGUCCUGUCUCUAAAGACGAAGUUCAACGGUAUAAUAGCAACAACAUUAUUGGCAUUCGCAAGCGCAGACACAACCGUGAACGGAUUCCAGCUGCGUUGAUUGGCGACGACCACGAAGAUAGCAGUUCCAAGGGAGUCUACAACGAGAAGAUCACCGAUAACGGUAAGAUCCGUAUCGAAUACAUAGUGAACCAGCACGAGUCCGAACAGCCGCACGAGUCGGCAUCGCCCAAGUCGGAGGUGCCUGCUUUUAUCGACAUCACACGGUCGAGUUUCCAGCCGUCCAAGAACAAGCUCGACGACAAAGUGAUUUCGUCGGACGCUAUCUACGGGCUGCCGAACUCGCUGAUUCUGAUUUUCAGCGAGGUGGUGCACUUGAUCCGGUUUAAGAAGUACCAUCGAGACCAAAACUCGGAGCUGCCGAUGUUUUUCGACGAGUUGUCUGACCAGCUCGAGUACAAACUGCUCAGCUGGAAACUGGAAUGGACGUUGACAGUGGACGAGCAGGGUGUCCAGUACAUUUCCGCACGACACGAGGGUAUCUACCACCACGUGAUGUCGUUCUACCACGCCCUGGUGAUCUACUUCUACCGGUUUGUCGAGGACGUGAACCCGAUGUAUCUUCAGGACCGGGUUGAAAAGGUUCUGAAUCAUCUGGACCAGAUCCAGAACAUUGUGGAGGAGCACAAGAACGCGUGCUACAUCAUCCCGUUGUUCUGGCAGGGAUUUGUGGCCGGCAGCGAGGCCAUGACCGUAUUUCUCCAGAACGGCUACAAUCUAUGGGGCCACAAGAUCAGUCAGACCGGUGUGGGAACGUACUGGAACGCGCGGCAGAUCAUGUUGGAGAUUUGGCGACGCAAAAAUUGCAACCACCAGGGCGACAGUUGGCCGGACGUGCUAAAAGAUUGGAAGACCAACGUGAUGUUGACAUAG
Molecule: messenger RNA, 2388 nt
Organism: Ogataea philodendri
Lineage: Eukaryota; Fungi; Ascomycota; Pichiomycetes; Pichiales; Pichiaceae
Exons: 1
Coding region: 1-2388 (795 amino acids)
Biological process (GO): regulation of DNA-templated transcription
Molecular function (GO): zinc ion binding; DNA-binding transcription factor activity, RNA polymerase II-specific
Source: RefSeq, a predicted model, not a curated record